Molecule: messenger RNA, 939 nt
Organism: Symbiodinium sp. CCMP2592
Lineage: Eukaryota; Dinophyceae; Suessiales; Symbiodiniaceae
Source: the annotation of a GenBank genome assembly
AUGUUUGCCGUUGAGAAGGCACCCAGUGUGCGGCAGGGCAUGUGGAAGGUGACUCCCUGGAAGCUGGCUUCUGCUUCCGAGAGCUCGGAGCUUUCCCCCGGCCCCUACCCCGCAGUUCACGUGCCUCAGGCUCCUUCCCCCCUUGAGAAGCCAUCGAGCCUGUCGCGCCCGGGGAGCUGCAGCUCGAUCUCCGGUGAUCACACAAGCAUACCGCCAUCAGUAGCAUCCGCUCCUUCACAUGCACAGACUGAGCCUCUACCACACCGAGAAGGUUGGUCUUCGAGUUCCUCGACUGCGUCAAACUCUUCCUCUGCAUGGUUUGUGCCGGAUGACCCAACGCCCUCCUACAUUCCUUUCGGACUACUAGGUCCAGAGCGACGGAAGUCGAAGGCGAAGUCGGAGGUGAGCCCCAGGAAAACAGCACGUGCCAUUUUUGCUCCGCCCGAAGAGGCUCGGCGGCGACGAAGUCGUCAUCCAAGCACGAAGGAUAGUCAGGCGUCGAGCCCACCAGCGGGUCAGGCGCGCAGGCUGCGCGUGCAUCGUACGGAGGACUCGGAUACAGACAGCCUCGAGAUGCAGCCGGAUGUCGAGAUCAUCAUCGGGCCGACUUCGCUGGCCUUCGGCGGCCUGUCGCCCAGUACGAUCGAACUUCCCUCUACAGGUGAGGAAGGCGCAGCUGCCUUGAACAGCUACUCGAAGCAGCUGAGUGUGGGCGAUUGUUUGCGGCUGGCGUCAGCCGGCACCGCUGCCCCGAUGUCCUUCGGGUCGGCUCUGCACAUUAUGGGAGUGCAAGGGAGAUGUCGCCCUUGCAUGUUCGAACAUUGGCCUGGUCGGUGUAAGAAAAGCUGGCUGUGUGACUUCUGCCAUAGCCACGAAUUUCGCGAAGUCCGAGCCAGCUCGAAGAAGACGAGGAAGGCAAAUAAGGAAGCGCAAAGGUGA